Uranotaenia lowii is the source of this 1422-nucleotide messenger RNA. RefSeq lists its product as uncharacterized. The transcript has a single exon. Bases 1 to 1422 code for a protein of 473 amino acids. The record is from RefSeq and is a predicted model, not a curated record. NCBI's taxonomy places the organism in Eukaryota, Metazoa, Arthropoda, Insecta, Diptera, Culicidae.
AUGUACCGGCAGAUCGUCGUCCAUCCAGCUGAUCGUCCUCUGCAGCAGAUACUGUGGCGAAAGAAUUCCGAAGCACCACUACAAACCUUUCGUUUGAACACAGUAACAUAUGGUACAGCCCCUGCUCCGUACCUGGCUACUCGCGUCCUCAACCAACUUGCCCACGAUGAAGCCGAAAACUUUCCUCUCGCUGCCCCACUCGUACCCAAGCGUUUCUACGUGGAUGAUUAUCUUUCGGGCAAUGAUGAUAAACAGCUGUUGAUCGCCGAAAACCACCAGAUGAUUGAGUUAUUGAAAUCUGGGGGGUUUACUCUUCGCAAAUGGUGCAGCAAUUGCAACGAAGUCCUCUCGCAGAUUCCAGAAGCACUCAGAAACUCUCGAUCCGAACUCGAUAUUGGCCAAUCACGAUCGAUCAAAACAUUGGGACUUCGUUGGCAUCCGCAACCCGCUCAUUUCACUUUCAAUGUUCCUGAUCUCGAAACGUCGGCUCCAAUAACAAAACGAGUCAUACUCUCGGAAAUGUCUCGUCUCUUCGAUCCGAUGGGUUUACUCGGUGCCUCCGUCGUAAGCGCAAAAAUGUUUCUGCAGUCGCUCUGGUCCGAAAAGUUUUCGUGGAAUGAUCCGUUGCCAGUACAUCACCAGGCAUGGUGGCAGCAAUACCGACAGGAGAUGGAAAGCUUUCGUUCGUUAGCCAUUCCCAGACAACUUUUUAUGAAUGACUACGAAAAUUUCGAACUGCACUGCUUCUCGGACGCUUCCGAUAGUGCAUAUGGUUGUUGCAUUUAUGUACUUUCCUCGAACGCAGAAAACAAACCAAUUUGCAAUCUCCUGGCUUCAAAAUCGCGAGUUAGCCCUCUCAACAAGCUGUCAACCCCUCGGCUAGAGCUUUGUGCUGCUCUCCUUGCUGCCCAGCUACAAGACUCUAUCGUGGAAUACACCGGAUGGAAUUGCCCGGUGACAUUUUGGACGGAUUCCACCAUAGUGCUGCACUGGUUGGCUUCGUCGUCGUCCGUUUGGAAGGUGUUUGUAUCGAACAGAAUUGCUGAGAUCCACCGCAUCACCAGAGGCAGUCCAUGGCGUCAUAUUCCGACUGAUCUCAAUCCAGCUGAUCGAAUCUCUCGCGGUGUCAGCCCAUCAGCACUCAUAGCAGACAAUCUUUGGUGGCAUGGACCCAACUUUCUUUGCACCGACAAAUCAAACUGGCCACCAAACGAUAUCUCACUAUCGCCUCUCCACAUGCAAGCUAGAGGAAUUGAAAGCAAGCAAUCGACAGUUUCUCUAGUUGCAAUAACAGAAUCUCCCUUUUUCACCCCAUCACAGAUCAUUCUCGUCUCUCCCCCCUUCAGCGAAAAGUUGCAUGGGGUUAUCGCUUUAUACAAAAUUGUCGAACAAAACCGGAUAAACGAAAUUUUGGCUCACUAA